This is a messenger RNA of Closterium sp. Naga37s-1, 1887 nucleotides long. The record is from the annotation of a GenBank genome assembly. NCBI's taxonomy places the organism in Eukaryota, Viridiplantae, Streptophyta, Zygnematophyceae, Desmidiales, Closteriaceae.
AUGUCGCUGAUAAGUACGCUGAACAAGGCACGAACCUCCUCGGUUCCACCCUCAAGGAGCGCGCCCUUGCUGAAUCUGUGGCUGGAAGUGGAAUCUCAGAACUACAACCCCCCUAUUUCUGGGCUGAUAGCUGAGAAGAUUUUCAAGCCUAGGAAGGGACUGGCUACGGACGAGGUUAAGGCAGCUGAAUACAAGGCAAAGCUUUCUCAAGUCCUUGACGUGUACGAAGCACGCUUGGCUUCAAAUGACUACCUGGCUGGCUCCUCCUUUUCCCUCGCGGAUCUGGUGGUAGGCCUGGGAGCAUCAGGCAGAGCAGCAGCGCGCCUUGCCCUAGCAAGAGGAGCUGCUGCUGUGAUCGGCCUGGACAGGAGGACAGACGCGAAGCUACUGGAGGACGAUCCAAGCGUAUGGGACGGGCUUCCAGACCCCGUCUCCUCUCCCCCCCUCGUCUCCCGCCUCUCCACCCAUCUGGGUCCCCACACCCUCCCCCUCCUCCUCUCUGCCUCCCUCGUCGUCCUCUCCCCUGGUGUACCGCUUUCAGAGCCCACAAUAAGCCAGGCACUUUCUCAGGGCGUGCCGAUGCUGUCUGAGCUGUCAUUCGCCUAUGACAGCCUGCCACCUGGACUGCCCAUGGCUGCCGUCACAGGGACCAACGGCAAAUCCACCGUUGCCACGUUUGCAGGCCAGAUUCUGGAGUCCAUUGGAAUCCACACGUUUGUGGGCGGCAAUCUGGGCACGCCCCUCUCGCUGGCAGCCCUCGAUUUUGUCACAUCCUCACAGCAUGGUCACAGUGACAGCUCCAAGCGCUUCCAGGCAGCAGUGGUGGAGGUGAGCAGCUACCAGAUGGAGUUGCCUGGAAGGUUCCGUCCCAAGGCUGCAGUCAUUCUGAACCUCACCCCGGACCACCUGGAGAGGCACGGCAACAUGGAGAGCUACGGGGCAGCAAAGUGUCGUCUGUUUGCGCAUAUGGGGGAAUCUGACGUGGCAAUCAUCCCAUCAGGUGAUCCUCUGCUCACGCGGCUAGCAGGGGAAGCAGGGGGGCACCCCAGCAUGGCGUGGCUGGGAAAGCUACCUGGGUGCACUGUGAACCAUGCUGAGAGAACGGCUCUUCUGCAGCUGCCACUCUCCACAACUAGUGCCAGUGCUGACAGUGGCAGGGAGAGCAGCAGUGGGGGCAGGGAGAGCAAGGAGAGCAGCAAGGGGCACGGCAGCAGCACAGGAGACCAAGACCCUGUGCUGGCUCUGGAUCUGUCCACGUUACAGGCUGUGGGGAGGGACAGCAGCAGUGGGGACGGUGGGGCAAGGGAGAGCAAGGCCCCUGUGCUGGCUCUGGAUCUGUCCGCGUUACAAGCUGUGGGCAGGCACAACGCGGAGAAUGCGGCUGUAGCGGCGCUGCUGUGCCUGGCGCUGGGGAUGGAGAGCAGUGGAGUGCGGUUGGACGGGGUGCAGAGUGCUGUGAGGGUGCUGCAGCCGCCACCACACCGCAUGGAGCUGGUCGGGGUGCUGCAGCCGCCACCAAAAGCCGCCCCGCAUGGAGCUAGGCUGAGGGAUUUUGGAUGGGUAGUGCUGCUAGGCAUAUCUCCUCCUGCCUUGCCUUCUUCCCUCUCCCCUUUCUCCCCUCUCAUCCCCAUCCUUUGUCCAGUGGUUGUGGAUGGACAGGAUCGCGCGUGGAUCAACGACAGCAAGGCCACCAACGUGGAAGCAUCAAUGGCUGGGAUCGAAGGGCUGGGAGAUGAAUCUACCGCUGUUAUCCUGCUGGGAGGAAUAGCUAAGGUGCAACCAAUGGUGGGAGGGAGGGAAAAGGAGGGAUGGCUAAGUUUUGGCGUGGUAGGCUGUUCAUUCAUCGCAUUUCUGGUCGACACAUCAGGAGUGCGUCAUUUGGAGUGA